Molecule: messenger RNA, 2650 nt
Organism: Medicago truncatula (barrel medic)
Lineage: Eukaryota; Viridiplantae; Streptophyta; Magnoliopsida; Fabales; Fabaceae
Product: probable hexosyltransferase MUCI70
Exons: 9
Coding region: 594-2306 (570 amino acids)
Source: RefSeq, a predicted model, not a curated record
AUCUUGUAUAUAAAUAAAUAUAUUCCAUGAAUAUUUAGUAUUUUUCUCCUUCGAGAUCAACACUGCUCUGCUCAGUUUUCAAAUUCAGCACCAAAAUUAAAAAAAUAAUUUUCUGAUCCCUAAUUUCUUCUUCUCUGCUAAAAACUAAAAACCCUAUAGGGUCAAUUAUAGAACCCUAGAUUCAUUCAUCCCCUUGUUUGUUUCUUACAAAGUUGCAAUUUUUCUCGGGACCCAUUUUUUUUGAUUCACUGUCGUAUAAUCCAAUUUCACUUCAAUUUUCUAAAAUUCACACUUUUUGAUUCGAUUUUGAUCUUCUUCUUCCACUGUGAUAUUAUACAUAAUUUUGCAUAGAAUUUUCAAUUUUUCUUGUUGAGUUGAAACUUAGUGUGGCAUUGCUAUAGUGCAAUUUCAUCAAUAGUAGGUGAAUUUGAUUUGAUUUCAUGAUAUUGUAAUUGUUAGGGUAUUCUUUAAGUUUAGGGGAAAUUGGUGAAGUGGGUUUUAUGUUUUGUGAGAAUUUGAAAAGAUGAAGUUUUUGAUGAGAGGGUGUAAAGGGCAAUGAGAGGAAGGUAUGAUCGUGAGGUUUUAGAGAGAAGAUGAGUGGUGGGUCAUUGGGUAUUCGUUCUGGUAGUUAUGGAUCUUUAGAGAAACAAUUACAGAAUGGUUUGUCACCUAUUCAAUCUGCAAGGAAGCCUUCUAAGAUGCUUAAAGAGAAAGAGAAGUUGUUUCAUUGGAUCUGUAAAUUUGCUGGUCGUAAGAAGGUUGGAAUGCUGUUUCUUUGUGUUAUCUCUGCUGCUGUUUUCAUCUGGGUUUUGUACGUUGGAAAAGGUGAAGAUUCACAGGAGGGGAACGGUGUGCAAAACAUUAGUGUGAAUGAUAGUAUGUCUAUAAACAAUUCUCCAGCUAUGAUCUCCACGGCAACGAUUGUUGAUUUGGCUACAAACUUGGUUCUACCCCCUUCUCCCCCAAGUUAUUUUCUGGGUUAUAAUCUUCCUCCGGGGCAUCCGUGUAAUAGUUUUACACUCCCUCCACCACCAGCAGAUAAAAAGCGUACUGGGCCACGACCAUGUCCCGUAUGUUACCUUCCUGUGGAUGAAGCCAUUGGGCUCAUGCCAAAGUUUCCCUCUCCAUCUCCGGUGCUUAAGAAUUUAACAUUUACUUACGAGGAAAAGGAAAAACUAAGCAGAGAUGGAGAAUUUGGUGGUUCGGACUUUGGUGGAUAUCCCACUCUGAGGCAAAGAAACGAUUCUUUUGAUAUACGGGAGUCAAUGUGUGUGCAUUGUGGAUUUGUUAGAGGAAUUAAACCUGGCCGCAACACAGGAUUUGACAUAGAUGAAGACGACCUCCUUGAUAUGGAGCAAUGCCAGGGCAUAGUUGUUGCAUCAGCUGUAUUUGGAAAUUUUGAUGAGGUAAAUGAGCCAAAAAACAUAAGCGAGCAUUCAAAGCAGACUGUGUGCUUCCUUAUGUUUGUAGACGAAGAAACAGAAAAAUAUCUGAGGAGUUCUGGCAGGCUGGGAACCAGCAAGAAGAUUGGUUUAUGGAGAAUUAUUGUCGCUCAUAAUCUUCCUUAUACUGAUGCAAGACGUACAGGGAAGAUUCCAAAGCUUCUAUUGCACAGAAUGGCUCCAAAUGCCCGCUACUCUAUAUGGCUUGAUGGAAAGCUUGAGCUUGUUGUUGAUCCAUAUCAGAUCCUUGAAAGGUUUCUGUGGAGGAACAAUGCAACUUUUGCAAUAUCCAAACAUUAUAGACGCUUUGAUGUAUUUGUUGAGGCCGAGGCAAAUAAAGCUGCAGCAAAGUAUGAUAAUGCCUCUAUUGACUUUCAGAUUGAGUUUUAUAAGAAGGAGGGACUGACUCCGUACACGGAGGCCAAAUUUCCUCUUAUAAGUGACGUUCCUGAAGGAUGUGUAAUAAUACGCGAGCAUGUUCCUAUUAGCAACCUCUUCACCUGUCUUUGGUUCAAUGAAGUUGACCGAUUUACUUCUAGGGACCAGAUUAGUUUUUCAACUGUCCGGGACAAAUUUUUGUCGAAGGUGGAUUUUCAUUUUAACAUGUUCUUGGAUUGUGAAAGGCGCAACUUUGUAGUUCAGAAAUACCAUAGGGGUGUAUUGGAGCACCUAGCUGCACCAGUGGUUGCUCUCGAUCCGCCACCACCUCCCCCUCCUCCAUUGCCUAUGCUUGAAACUACACCAGACAAAGUUGUUAUUCCAACAGCUAAGAGAGGCUCAGGAAGACGUGGAAGAGAUAGAAGACCGGGUUCUAGGCGGCACCGCAAAGUUGUGGCUGGAAAUAGAGACGUUGAAGCAAAUUAAAAGUUUUGGUUUGGGUGAUUAUAUCAUAAUUUUUUUGUUGUUUUUCUUUCGGCAUUCUACCUACGAAAAUGAUUCAUUGCAGAGCUGAGGGUAAAUGUGGAACUAGAAGAUGAAUGUUGUACGGUUUCCACUUUCCACAAGGACACUCUCAUUCUUUUUACUUUGUGCAAUUGUCCAUCUUUGUUGAUUUUUUUGUUGUAUAUAUAUAUAAAGUAAAAUUUUCAAUAAUUAUGGUAAUGGUUGCUACCUGUGGCCAAAAAUUCUAAGCAUACGGUAACUCAUUUUGGUGUUCCAUUAUUACAAGGAAAAAUAUAGAUGCUUGCAAUUUCACUGCAUUAUUAUAA